Funneliformis caledonium is the source of this 179-nucleotide messenger RNA. The record is from the annotation of a GenBank genome assembly. NCBI's taxonomy places the organism in Eukaryota, Fungi, Glomeromycota, Glomeromycetes, Glomerales, Glomeraceae.
ACGAAGCAUAUCAUGGGAAAAAUGUGACUUUUCCAAUACGGAAAUUUAUAAUUAUGAUAAAAUGUGUUACGGAUAAUCAACAAAUCAUGUUAGUGACAAGAGGGUAUUAUACACGAUACGGCCAAAAACCUCUAAAAUUUGCAAAGGACCCGGGUGCUAUGGCCUGCAAUAUACGGUAA